Molecule: messenger RNA, 1146 nt
Organism: Acanthoscelides obtectus
Lineage: Eukaryota; Metazoa; Arthropoda; Insecta; Coleoptera; Chrysomelidae
Source: the annotation of a GenBank genome assembly
AUGUAUGGCCUUUAUCUUGAAUAUUGUGAGCAGAACAACAUCCAACCUGCAACAGAAAGCAUUUACGGAAUAAUCUUCAACACCGAAUUCAACUUCUCAUUUUUCAUCCCUAAAAAAGAUUUGUAUGAUAUUUGCAACAAGUAUGAUGGCGGAACAACAGAAGAAAGAACUGAAAUGGAAGAAGAAUACCAGUUGCACAGAAAGAACAAGGACAUUGGACGGGAUUUAAAGAAUGCUGAUAAACAGACGGCUAAGCAAAAUACAGAAUUUUGUGCAGCCGUUUUUGAUUUGGAACAAAUACUGCCUCUCCCCAAAAGUAAUGUUGGUAUGGCAUAUUACAAACUUGAAUUAUCAACAUACAAUUUCACGAUUUUUAAGUUGGCAAAUUCUGAAGAACAUUGUUACAUGUGGUACGAGUCUGUUGGGAAAAGGGGAAGCUCAGAAAUAGGCAUCUGUUUGAUGCGUUUUAUCGACCUCAAAGUACAUGAAGAUACGAGAGAAUUUUCUUUCUAUUCCGACAAUUGUGGAGGUCAAAAUCGAAACAAAUAUAUUUUUAGUACGUAUAGCUUAUUAGCACAGAAGCACAAUAUUGUGAUAAGGCAUACAUUUUUGGAGAAAGGUCAUACGCAAACCGAAGGGGAUUCGAUGCAUAGUGUAAUUGAACGAGCAUCUAAGCUUAUCCCUUUAUUUACCGCUGAUCAGUGGUAUACUUUAGUACGCAGCGCAAAAAGAAGUAAACCGUAUGUAGUAACUGAGAUGGACAAAGAGAAUUUUUUUGAUUUGAAAGCGCUUGCCAAGGAUACCAUUUUGAAUUGGGAUCGUGAUGUGGAAAAUGAGAAGGUUUCUACAAAUAAAAUACGAAUUUUAGAGGGAACCCUCAAAUUUCCAAAUAAAAUUUUAUUCAAAUACGACUACAAUGAACCGUUCAGAACAAUUGAUUUAUUAACAAAAGGCAGGAGGACAAUUGAUCUUGAUCUAAAAAAUAUACAGUUAAAGCAAUGUUACAAGGGUGCUAUCUCGAUCAGCAAAAAAAAGUAUGAUCAUCUGCAAUUCCUAUGUGACAAGGGGACUAUACCUACUCGGUACCGCAGUUUCUACAAGAACUUACAGUAUUCCAACGUAAGUAGGGAAGACGACUCAGAAUAG